AUGCUUCGACCCCGUGCGCCCACCGGCUUCGCUCGCCGCACGUUUGCCACGACUCGAUCUGCGCCGCCCUCGACCUCGAGCAUCGGGACCCGCGCCGCCCUCGUCGCUGCGGGUGCGGCAGCCGCAGUGGGCAGCUACACGCUCGUUCAGCAGCAGCGCGCGCUCGACCUCGACCCAGAGCCGGCCAAGGGCAAGUGGGAGACGGGAGGGGUGGGGCAGGCGAUGAAGCCCGAGGUCUUCCUCUGGGGCCGCAACGCGCACGGUGUCGCCUCGCCCUCCUCGCCCGCCUCGGUCCCCUCGACCGUCAAGCGCCCUUCCGCCGCUCCCGCCCUCUCGACUUUCAUCCUUCGCGACCUCGCCCUCGCCGAGACGUACGGCGUCGCAGUCGAUGCGCGCGGCGACGUCCUCCAGUGGGGAGCGGGCUACGGCGGGUCGGGCGUCGAGCGCACGCUCACGGGCAAGGACCUCGUCCGCGCCGUGCCGACGAGCGAGGGCAAGGUUUUUGGCCUGACCAAGAAGGGCGAGGUGUGGGUCUUUGCGAGCGACAAGGCGUCGCAGCGGCCGGCAGGGCAGGCGGUCGACGUCGCGAACGAGGCGCGCGACGGUGGGUGGAAGUGGGUGCUGGGCAAGGGCACGCUGUGGGGCCGCAGCGGGCGCAGCGACGUCGAGGCGUUGAAGCUCGUGACCGACGUCAAGCUCGACAAGGGCGAGAAGUUCAUCUCGCUCUCUGCCGGCGCCUCCCACCUCCUCGCCCUCACCUCUCGCGGUCGCUCAUUCGCCCUCCCCCUCUGCCUGUCGGCCAACACGUACGGCCAGCUCGGCGUCCGCUCGGUCACCCUCCUCGCGCCGCCGCACCCGGGCAGCUCUCCUGCGGGCGCCCUCACGGUCCGCCUCGAGCCCAACGAGCGCCUCAACGAGAUCGACUGGAGCAAGGAGCAGCAGGCGCGACAGCCGAAGAAGAUCGACCCGCUCCUCCUUCCCGCCAUCGCUCCGCCGACGCCGUCCAACCCGAACCCCAAGGGCUCGCUCGUCCCGUCGCUCAACACGCCCGGGCCCAACAGCCUCAACGAGUCGUCGCAGCUCCAGCUCCACCCGGACCCGGCGCACCACGCCGCUCUCGAGCGCUCGAUCCACUUCUGCACGACCCUGUCCGAGAUUCCGGCUUUGCGCGGCAUCGAGGUCGCCGAGCUCGUCGCGGGCAAGAAGCACAGCCUCGCUCGUCUCGGCGGCAAGGCCGAGGGACGCGUCCUCGGCUGGGGCGCCAACAACUACGGGCAGCUCGGUCUCGGCCCUUCCCUCUCGUACCCCAUCAUCCCGGUCCCGACCGAGGUUCCUUUCAUCCGCUCACCCGCCUACACGGGCUCGAGCAAGUCGGCGCACGUCGCAUGUGAGCGCAUCGCGGCCGGCGGCAACGUCAGCUACUUCGUCACGCGCUCGAGGGAGAACGGCGUCGACCUGCUCGCUACGGGGCAGGGGCAGUUCGGCGCGCUCGGCUACGGCCAGUGGGCGCACGCGACGUCGCCGGUGCGGGUCAAGACGGUCAGCGGCCUGCGCGAGUGGAACGAGCAGACGGGCAAGGUCGAGUUUGUCGGUAUCAAGGACGUGCAGGCCGGCGAGGGCCACGUCGCGGUCGUCCUCGACAACGCCGUCAAGCACGACGACGGCUCGGCUUUCGGCCGCGACGUCUUUGUGUGGGGCUACAACGAGUUCUACCAGCUCGGCACCGGUCGUCGCUCGAACCUGCCAACGCCUCAGCACCUGGCGCCUCUCCCUUAUCCCGGUCCUGCCCCGACCGCCAUCGCCGCUGCGCCCGAGGCGCCCGUUUCGCCCGAGGGCUCGCUCAGCAGUGGAACGACGAGCCCGAUGCCGCACAAGCGCAUGCAGCUCUCGCCGUCGCUCCCGACGCCGAGCCUCAAGGACGCCAAGUUGCCGCGAGGGACCGUCGUCGAGGAGGCGAUUGUCGCGGGCGACGGCGGCUCGGGCGUCUUCUGGAGGGUCGUCAACCCUUGAGGAGGACGAGGAGGAGAGACUGAUCGAGACGGGUAGAGCAGGAGGGGCCGGACGGACGCGAUGCGGCUCUCGAGGACGAGGUUCGACUUGUAGCUGUACGAGCAAUGCUUCCUUCUCUUCUCUUCU
Rhodotorula graminis WP1 is the source of this 2136-nucleotide messenger RNA. RefSeq lists its product as uncharacterized. NCBI's taxonomy places the organism in Eukaryota, Fungi, Basidiomycota, Microbotryomycetes, Sporidiobolales, Sporidiobolaceae. Gene Ontology annotation, biological process: mitochondrial respiratory chain complex III assembly. The transcript is spliced from 9 exons. The coding region runs from base 1 to 2010 and encodes 669 amino acids. The record is from RefSeq and is a predicted model, not a curated record. Gene Ontology annotation, cellular component: mitochondrial inner membrane.